AUGGAAAUUCCUCCUAUACUACCAUGCAUCAAAAAUACUUUAGAAAAUUAUCUUCUUCAUCCAGAAAAUCUUCCAAUUCACCAAUUUGAGGGAAAUCAGCAAUUCUGGCCAAGGGAUCCAGAUCCCAAAGAGUUAUUGUAUUUUGAAGGGUCACCCCUAUCUUCAACUCUGAAAGUUCAAAGAGAUCCCAAUACAGGUGAAAUCACUGACUUUCGGGAAAUAUCCAUCCAGUGUGCUGGUGCAAAUGCCAAGAAUUCUAUGUCUUUGAAUAGAAAUCCAGCACCACCAACAGAGGCAACAAGAGGAAAUGCAUCCUACAUACCCUUUUGGCCUGGAAGUUUUCCUCUUCCCAAACAGAACUCCACUAGAGAAAAUUUGGAUGAUAAUGAUUUACUUUGGAUACCACCAGGAUUUGAUAGAGGCUUAACAUUUGAUAAGGAUGGAGUUACUUUAUCUAGUGGUCAAAUCAAUGAUAAUAAAGUUGAAACUCAUUCAACACAACAUAUUAUAAAUCUGUUAGACAUUGUACAAAAGGAACAAGAUCUGUUGGGAUUCUUGGGAAAUGAUAAGAAAAUUGAGGGAGAAGAUGGACCUGGUGAAAAUAAACAUGAGAGCUUACCAGAAGAAGAAGAAAUUUUACCAGAGGAUCUUCCCAUCCUGAAUAUAAGUAGUGUUCCUCCACAGAAUACUAUUAGAGGAAGUGAAUAUGCAAUAUUGCUAGACACAACAAAACCAGUAAUAAAUUUCAGAGAGAAAGUCCCAGAAAUGGCAAUUGACUUUCCAUUUGAAUUGGACACCUUCCAAAAACUAGCUAUCCUACAACUUGAACAACAUAACCAUAUUUUUGUUGCUGCCCACACCUCAGCUGGCAAAACAGUUGUGGCUGAAUAUGCCAUUGCACUCUCCCAGAGACACAUGACCAGGACCAUUUACACAUCACCCAUCAAGGCUCUGUCUAAUCAGAAGUACAGAGAUUUCAAGUCCAGAUUCAAAGAUGUGGGGCUGAUAACUGGAGAUUUUCAAAUUAAUCAAACUGCCUCUUGUUUAAUCAUGACAACAGAAAUUUUGAGGUCUAUGUUGUAUUCUGGCAGUGAUAUCACUAGAGAUCUGGAGUAUGUUAUAUUUGAUGAGGUUCACUAUAUCAAUGAUAGAGAAAGAGGUCAUGUUUGGGAACAAGUAUUGAUAAUGUUGCCAGAACAUGUUUGUGUGGUUCUCCUCAGUGCCACAGUGCCUAACACAAUUGAAUUUGCUGAUUGGCUGGGUAGAACACACAAGAGGAAGGUAUUUGUAGUGACCACUUCAAAGAGGCCUGUGCCUUUGCAGCACUACCUUUACACAGGGAGAGGUGGAAGUUCCAGAGAUAAUAGAUUCAAGAUUUUAAAUGCAGAUACAUGGAUUCCUAAUGGAUACAUGAAAGCUAAAGAUACUCUAAACCCUGACAAACAAAGAAAUAUGUACGUGACACCUGCUCAAGAUAAAACACUUUGGUCGGGCUUGAUUGCCCAUUUGAAGAAAAACGAUCUGCUGCCGGUAGUAGCUUUCACGUUUUCGAGGCAAAAAUGCGACAAUAAUGCCACGAAUCUGACGAAUUUGGAUUUGACGACUCAGAAGGAAAAAACGCACAUUGCCAUGUUCUUCAAUAAAUGCAUUAGAUUCCUCAAAGAACCAGAUCAGAAUAUACCACAAGUGCUGAAGAUGAGGGAUAUUCUUAGUAGGGGAAUAGGGGUCCAUCACAGUGGAAUAUUGCCUAUCAUCAAAGAAAUCGUGGAAAUGUUGUUUCAGCGAGGUCAUAUCAAGUUACUCUUCGCAACUGAGACUUUCGCGAUGGGCGUGAACAUGCCGGCUAGGACGGUCGUAUUCGAUUCGGUGAGAAAACACGAUGGGAAAGAGAUGCGAGAUUUGGAACCGGCGGAAUAUAUCCAGAUGGCGGGACGUGCAGGCAGAAGAGGACUGGAUACCGAAGGGACGGUCAUCCUGCUCUGUAAAGUGGGCGUGCCCAAUGAGGAUAACCUCAAAAAAAUGAUGUUGGGCAAGCCGAGUUCGUUGGUUAGCCAGUUCAGGCUUACAUACGGAAUGGUUCUCAGUUUAUUGAAAGUAGAGAGUUUGAGCGUUGAGGGUAUGAUGUCGAGAAGCUUCAGGGAAGCAGAAAACCAAAAAAACAUGGUCGACAUAAAAAUAGAACUGGAACUGGUGGAAGAACAGUUGGAAGAAUUGUGCAGACAACAACUUAGCAACUAUCUUCAACCACUAGUGAAAUUCUAUGAUAGCGCUAGCGCAUAUCUGAAUACGAGACAAGAUAUUAUGAACAGUAUCAUAAUGUCGCCAAAACUGCAAAAAACCCUCACCCCCGGAAGAAUCAUAGUGGUCACUCACAACACCCACAUAAACAAACUAGCACUGAUUCUCUCCUGCAUCCGCUCCAAAAAACCGUCCUACAAAGCCCUAGUGCUCAGCGACAAGUCGACAGAAAACACAAGCGCCCCCAAAGACGACUUGUGGUACCACAUGCUGGGCUUGGCGCAAGAGAAACUCUUCAGCCCGGUGGGAACUGCAGCCCACGAAAUUAUUCACGUGCUCGCUACGGAUAUCUGCGAGAUAUCGGGCAAGAGUUUGAAGGUGAACGCCGAGCUGGUCGUCAGAGACGUGGAAAAGAGGCAGAUGGAACGAUUCAGGGCUGACCCGCCCGGCCAGUCUUGUCUAGAAGCCGUGCAAGAGCUGCACAAGCUGACCAUGCUGGCCAACAGCAACAGUUCUGGCAACAAGUUGGAGUAUCUCCAUUUUAUCACUGACUUGAAGGUCAAUGAUCAACAAUUUUACCAUAUUUUGAAACACAUGUACGACUUGAAAGACAAACUUGUGGACCACUUGCCUAGUACUCGUAUACCAAACUUUGAAGAUCAAUUUUCUUCGGUAUUUACAAGGAAAUUUUUGGGAGAGAAAAAGAAGGAUCUUGAAUUCAAGUUGUCUAAUGCAAGCUUAUCUUUAUAUCCAGAUUAUGAAAAUAGGAUCGACUUGCUCAGAAGGCUAAAUUAUGUUGACAAUCAGAAUAUAAUUCAAUUGAAAGGCCGUGUAGCAUGUGCAAUGGGAAUGAAUGAACUUCUCAUAACAGAACUGGUUUUGAGAAAUAUUCUUACAAAGCUGAAACCUGCUGAAGUAGCUGCUCUUUUAUCCGCUCUAGUAUUCAGAGCCAAAUUAAAAUCAGAAACUUUUGACGAUGAAAGUCUUCCAACAGAUUUGAAAAAUGGAAUAAAAGAAAUUAAAGGAGUCCACAAUGAAAUAGCUAAACUGGAGCUAAGUUUGGGGAUACAGACGGAUGAAUUCCAAGAAGACCUCAACUUUGGACUGGUACACGUUGUUUAUGAAUGGGCCACAAAUCAGCCAUUUGCGGAAAUUAUGGAACUCACUGACAUACAAGAGGGUAUUAUAGUGAGAUGCAUUCAACAACUCAACGAAACAAUCUGUGAUGUACGCGAUGCCGCCAAAAUCAUUGGCGAUCCAGAGCUGAAAAACAAAAUGGAAGAAGCCUCCACAGCUAUCAAACGUGAUAUAGUCUUUGCUGCCAGCUUGUACACACAGGGCGAGGCAAUAAUAUAA
Phaedon cochleariae (mustard beetle) is the source of this 3594-nucleotide messenger RNA. Lineage: Eukaryota; Metazoa; Arthropoda; Insecta; Coleoptera; Chrysomelidae. The record is from the annotation of a GenBank genome assembly.